Molecule: messenger RNA, 2837 nt
Organism: Opisthorchis viverrini
Lineage: Eukaryota; Metazoa; Platyhelminthes; Trematoda; Opisthorchiida; Opisthorchiidae
Exons: 13
Biological process (GO): translation
Molecular function (GO): GTPase activity; GTP binding
Source: RefSeq, a predicted model, not a curated record
AUGGCGCGUCACAGGAACAUCCGGCAACUAGGAUUAGAUGAUAUCUCGACGUACGAUGAAACAUUAGCAAGUUCAGUGGAUGAUGACUACGCAAUCUCACCUAAUACAGCGGAGUUAUACAUGUACGAUGCUAGGAAACGUAAAGCUCGUUCGCUGGCUUUUUUUGGACCCAGUUCCGAGUCCCUGCAUUUUUCCUCGGAAGAUUUUCCUGCAAACAUACAAGAACCGGAAGGUUCGAUCUCUCCUCGAACUUCAUUUUUCUUAGUUUGUUCUCCUGGUGAUGUUACUGGACGAAUUAGGUCAAAUGGUGUUUCGAAUGUCAACGAAGGAAGGCCUGACAAUGGCGUUUCGGCUGAUUUAGAACCCAGCGAGCCUCACUUUGAUGAUCCCGUUGAUUUUAUGACACCAGUGAAUUCUCUGCUGGGUCCAGCUGGCCGAUUUGACAGAAGUCUCCACUAUGAUGACUUUAACCCGAACACGUUUGAGGAUUUGGAAGAAAUGGAGUUCGAUGAAUUUGAACGGCUAACUUCGACCUCACACUCAAACUUUAAUCGUCCACCUGAGAGCGUAACGUACCCUACAGCGCAUCCACCUUUAUCCACUCCUGCACGCUUGAUACCCGGCAUGUUCUCCAAAGCUAGCAUGGAGUUUCUCAAACAGGGAUCGUCUCUGUACAGCCCUUUGGAGUCUAAGACGGUAGCAGGAAAACGAAAGCAUACUGUAGCUCCCUUCUCCAUUUCUAGUAGAGAUGUGCUAGGUUAUAAAAGUCCAAGUAGUCUUGGUGUGAUUAUGUCAUCUAAGCACUCAUCUAGCACCUUCUGGGGAUCCUUAGUUGAUACGGUGAUGUGGAGAGCAUUGCCAGUAUUUGUCCGAUCUCGCUCUCUUUCUGUCUAUUCCGGUUGGAUUGUGCCAGGCCAUAGAAAGCCAUUUCAGUUCAGCACUCCAGAGCCGAAUAUAUUUGCUACUUGCAAUUCAACGGGACCUCCUCAGAGGUUGAAGUCUGCCCUCCCAGCACCACGGAAAAGGAGGCCACCGAUCGCUACUCAAGAGGCGACCAAGGUUGACAACAAGCCAAUCUUAUCUGAGAGCCGAGAACCUCCAGAAGUGGGAAAGUUAUCCCAAGCGUUGUCACAAAAGUUGGACGUUACACCACAGCCAAAGGAACGUUCAAUGUCCAGUCGGGGAUCCUUCUUAGCUUUAUCUACGCCGGGCACUCCCAGCAAGCCAAUUGACCGUACUCCCCUUUUAACCGAGUACUUCGAUCGCCGGAAGAAUACGUCCGAGAAGGAGGUUAUUAAUUUGAUUGUUGUCGGCCACGUCGAUGCUGGUAAAAGCACCUUAAUGGGGAAUAUGCUUUGUCAGUUGGGAAAUGUUUCCGGGAAACAGCUGUCGAAAUAUCGAUGGGAGGCUCAAAAGUUAGGCAAAGCUUCCUUCGCAUAUGCCUGGGUCCUGGAUCAAACCGCUGAAGAGCGCAUGCGUGGUGUGACCAUGGAUAUUGCGCAGACCUCUUUUGAGACUGCCACUAAAAGAAUAGCGUUGAUGGACGCCCCUGGACACAAGGACUUCGUCCCUCGUGUGAUCGGUGGUGCAUCUCAGGCGGAUGCUGCCCUGUUAGUCGUCAACGCGACCAAUGGGGAAUUUGAAACCGGAUUUGGCGUGGGUGGCCAGACUCGAGAACACGCUCGGUUGGCGCGUCUUCUAGGGGUUUCGCGCCUCAUUGUUGCGGUGAAUAAAAUGGACACCGUCGAAUGGAAGCAGGAACGUUACGAUGCAAUCAAAACUCAGAUGAAUGGAUUUUUGAAAGGCCUGAACUUACCCGGCACCAUAUUCUGUCCAGUUUCAGGUUUGACUGGUGUGAACUUACUUCCAACAGGUUCGGCUGUACUUGGCAAAGAUAGCGAUCAGGCCGGCGAAGAAAGGCUGCGAAGUUGGUAUGAUGGACCCUCUCUGGUCGAUAUUAUUGACUCAUUGCCUUCUCCCGAUCGGACGAUCGACGGACCGUUCCGUUUUGUCGUCAGUGAUAUCUUCAAGCCGGCUGGUUUGGGUGUCCCUGCUGUGGCUGGCCGUGUAAUUUCUGGUGGAGUGUCUGCAGGUGUUGGACUCAACACCAGUAAGGUAUUCUGUCAACCGAGUGCCCUAUCUGCGACUGUAAAAUCCAUUCGCUCUCUAUGUAACGUGCGCAGCGGUUCAGAGCCAGUGGAAAGUGAUUCAAGUGCCAACCUUCUUGAUCAGAUUGUCAAGUGUGCCUUUGCAGGCGAUCAAGUUGCUCUCAUACUUCAGGGUAUCGACCCUUCCCAGUCACUGGUUCCUGGUGACGUCAUCACAGACCCAGACAAUCCAGUUCCACUUGCCAGUCGCAUUCAGGCAAAGAUCCUGGUGUUCGCUGUACCUCAACCGAUCACUAGAGGCUACCCGGUCAUCUUUUAUUAUCACUGCACCAGUGUAUCGGCCAACAUAUCCAAACUAAAAUCAAUGACUCAUAGGGAGAAUAAGAUGGAAAAGACGGUGAAGAAACCAAGGUGCCUACUAGGUAACUGCACAGCAGACGUAGAGAUUACUCUUGAUCGUCCUGUAUGCUUAGAAGUUUAUGAAAGAUGCAAGUCCCUUGGCCGGUUUAUGUUACGCGUUGGGGGUGAAUCCGUCGCUGGUGGAACCGUUACAGCGAAUCCGUCCUCUUUGUUGCCUGUAGAUCACCAGUCAGUUGGUCCAGAAUUUCCAAUAUGUAUUACCAUCGAAAAGGAACCGUCUUAUCGAUACUUGAUUACUAACUCUUCUGUCUUCACCUUCUGUACCUUGCUGUCUUUCAGUGGUUUGUGGAAGAAUCACGAAUAUAAUCC